Molecule: messenger RNA, 2322 nt
Organism: Marasmius oreades (fairy-ring Marasmius)
Lineage: Eukaryota; Fungi; Basidiomycota; Agaricomycetes; Agaricales; Marasmiaceae
Exons: 11
Coding region: 1-2322 (773 amino acids)
Biological process (GO): protein phosphorylation
Molecular function (GO): protein kinase activity; ATP binding
Source: RefSeq, a predicted model, not a curated record
AUGCCUGCAUUAAUCAGUUCUGCCGAUACGAUGGACACAUUCUUAUCACAAUCCGAGGAGCCUAUCCCGCUUGGUGCCGUUCAUGGCGUUAUUCAUAGCCAUCGUUAUCGAGAAAAACUAUCCGAGAUGCUUGACACCACAGAGAAUCCAAAUUUUGCCAAGGUGUACGAAGCUACGGCGAAAGAUGAACAGAAAGUGGCGGAUUUGUUCGAGCGGAUAGUCAAUUCGAAGAUGGAAAGACGUGUUGCUUUGGCAUUGAGAGGUGCUGAUGCAGAGUCGUUCAUGGAUGCGUUGCAACUUAUCCUCGACGAGAACAUAGAAUGCUCUAUCACGCAAAACGACGCGCUGAAGGCUCAAAUGCGAGGGCUUCUGAUACAGCUUUCGAAGUUAUCCACCGGCCUACCGGAAUCGAUGUUUAUCUCCGGAGUGGAACCCGUGAAGAAUAGAAGGUACCUGGGCGGUACUUUUGGAGACGUUUAUCGAAGCAUGUAUAAUGGGAAGCCGGUUGCGCUGAAGAUGCUGCGGAUGUUCCAGAAUCAGGCGGAGAGGAGCAAAAUCUACAAGCGAUUUUGUAAAGAGGCAUCUAUAUGGCAAGGCUUGAAGCACGAGUUUGUAUUGCCCCUCCUCGGCAUCGACGCGGAGAAUUUCCCUCGACAACCUUGCAUGGUGUCACCGUGGAUGAUGAACGGAACGCUAGUCCAGUUUCUGAGAAAAAAUCCUAGGUCUAAUUUGGAUCGUCUCCUCUACCAAAUCAUUCAGGGCAUAGACUACCUUCACUCCCAGGAGGUUGUACACGGAGAUCUAAAAGGGGGAAACAUCCUUAUUGAUGAAAGGUGCAGGCCUCGGCUUGCAGAUUUCGGUCUGACCGUAUUCGCAGAAGCUACCAUGCAGAGCACAACGGACCAUGGUGGAACAUUGCGUUGGAUGGCACCUGAACUUCUAUACCCCCACGGAGAACCUCAAAGGAGGUCGUAUGCAAGUGAUAUCUACGCUUUUGCUUGCGUUUGCGUUGAAGUCUACACUGGAAAGUGUCCGUUCGCCGAAAUCCCAAGCGAAGGCCAGGUUAUCACCCAGCUUUUCCAGGGUGCCCGACCGAAACGACCAGAGAAGAUAUCAGAUUCUCUCUGGAAGAUCGUGACUCACUGCUGGCAGACCGAUAAAGCCGCUCGGCCUCGAAGUCAUAGGGUUGUUGAUGCUCUCUCUAAAAUCAAGAACACGGGCGGAGAUGGUUCAAUAUCAAGCGGAACUUGGGAUACCCUGCAGCCAAACGCAGAUCCCAUGUUUAUGGGUCGGCAUCUUGAGGCUCGAGGGCCGGGGGAAGCUUCGAGCAGGCGGAAGCCCUUUACGCCAUUCACUUCUCCACAACGCUCGCUGCUUGACCACACCAUGCGGUGGCUUGACCAGGAUAUUGAGGAUGAAUUUUCUCAAUGUCUGAAAUGUGUCAGACACCACGCCGAUCCAUAUCGGAUGUAUUACCACGCGCAACCCUUACAGCAGAAUUCCUCCGUCAGUAUCUUUACUGUUCGAAUGAAGGGCACCAGCUCGGUUUAUACCGUAAAACAGAUCGACUUUCGACAACCUGGAUUGACGAAACAUCUAAGCCGUCUCAUUGACGAGUUCCACGACAUGCGAUUCCUCCCCCAUCCCAAUAUCGUCAAUUACGUUGAUCUUUUCCAAUACGGGAACCAUUUAUGGGUCGUUAUGGACGCUAUAGCGGAUUCUAUACCCCUCAGUAAGCUCCUUCGGCGUACCUCAGGCUUGAAGGAGGCCUACAUGGCAAAUGUGAUACGGAAUAUACUGCAAGCGGUGCAUUAUCUGCAUCGACAUGGGAUUGUUCAUGGGAAUAUCUCUUCCGAGCAAGUGUUGCUUGACACUUCGCAGACUCAUGGUGUGCGUCUGAAGCUCUGCGCGAUGAUUAUGGACCCCGAUUCCUCACCCUCACAGAGGCUGGCCGCUCCAGAAACUCGCGAAGGCAAAAUAGGACCUGAAGUAGAUAUUUGGAGCUUGGGUAUCCUCGGUAUCGAAAUGUGGGAUUGCACGAUAGACCUCAAUCAAGAACGUGUGGAUUUACUACUACAAGUACUCAAGAAUGCGACCCCUCCAACUGCACACAUGAGGAGUUUUCUCAAUCAGGCUUUAGAAGUAAAUCCGGCUUUCCGACCUACGGCUGCGAAGCUACUACAGCAUUCGUUCCUGAGUAACAUUGAACCCAAACGGAAUGUUGUCAGGAACACGACUGGAUUGAUUCGAAGUCUCACUGAUCCAAAGCAGAGGUCGCGAGAGGGCGUUGGUAUGAACCGCAGUCGGACCGCUAAGAAGUAA